Suillus subaureus is the source of this 1826-nucleotide messenger RNA. Its product is annotated as Bromodomain-containing protein. NCBI's taxonomy places the organism in Eukaryota, Fungi, Basidiomycota, Agaricomycetes, Boletales, Suillaceae. Bases 261 to 1733 code for a protein of 490 amino acids. The record is from RefSeq and is a predicted model, not a curated record. Gene Ontology annotation, molecular function: histone H3 acetyltransferase activity; protein binding. Gene Ontology annotation, biological process: chromatin remodeling; positive regulation of transcription by RNA polymerase II. Gene Ontology annotation, cellular component: histone acetyltransferase complex. The transcript is spliced from 6 exons.
UCGUCUUGACGAACUUCUCCAAGUACGUCUUCUCCCACGUCAUUAUAUACACGCUGACAGCACGCGCAUCGUGUUAGGAGGCAGACAGGCAACUUGAUUUCAAUUAUGCAGAUGAAGACAUCGACUCCCUCAAGCAACAAAUGAAGGUUCCCGUCUCUAUGGUUAGCAUAGCGUCUCCUUCUAUCCGUACGUCGUUUACAGUGAUCUUUCCUGCGACCUCCUGAAGUGUUUCAGAACAAUCUUCUCCAGUUGGCCGACCAAUGUCCCCGGCUUCCUCCGUACUCAGUGACGAGCCUCCAGGCCCUCCACCUCCAAAGCGUAGACGACUGACCUCCUCUUCACUCAGCGAUGCAGAAGGAGAAGAUGAUGAUGAAGAUGAUGACGACGAUGACAAACCUUUAGCCGCUCAAGUUGCAGAUUCGAAUGCAGCCACUGGAAUGACUUCCAGGAAGGCUGUGACGCAGAGAAGCGGAAAGAAGACCUCCAGUAUGAAGUCAAAAACGCAGAAAGCUCCCACAGGAGACAAAAGGCCAGAGAAAAAUGGCGUUGCCAAUGGUCGCAACCCGGAUCUGAAAGUAAAGGUUGAAGACAAGAUGGACGAGGGUCAACUUACACGCCUUGCGACUGGUGUUACGGUAGACACGGUGCCAGCAUCCUCCGCUGUACCUUCCCACAAGCCCGAAAAAGCUGCUUUUGUGGAGCUGCGCAAGGGGAUUAUUGAAAUAACUGCAGUGGAGAAUGACCGACAGCCGCGCUCUACGGUUAUUCUCACUGGUCUAAAGACCUUGUUCCAAACACAGUUGCCUAUGAUGCCGCGCGAGUACAUUGCGCGUCUAGUCUAUGACCACAACUCGAAAGCACUUGCGAUCAUCAAAAAUGGUUAUAAGGUCGUAGGUGGUAUUUGCUACAGACCUUUCCCACACCGUGGAUUUGCGGAGAUCGUCUUCUUUGCUACUGCAUCUGUGGACCAAGUGAAGGGCUACGGUGGCAUGCUCAUGGAUAACUUCAAACAACACAUCAAACGUACAUACCCCGAUGUGAUGCACUUCCUCACCUACGCCGACAAUUUUGCUGUAGUAUUCUUCAAGAAGCAAGGCUUCUCGAAGGAGAUCACACUUGAUCGCUCUGUGUGGGCUGGGUACAUCAAAGAUUACGAGGGCGGGACAAUCAUGCAAUGCACCAUGCUGCGCAAGGUCAACUAUCUUGACAAAGUCAGCAUCAUCUCUCAGCAGCGGGAAGCGAUCCUCACCAAGAUCCGCGAGAUGUCGAAAUCGCACAUCGUGUAUCAGGGUCUUUCGCAAUUCCAAGAAGGUGCUCUGGAAGGGAUCACAGUGGAUCCUAAGGAAGUCCCAGGGCUAAGAGAGAGCGGUUGGACGCCUGGCAUUGAACACAGCACACGCUCCGGGAAAAGCGCCGAGCACACACAAAUUCAGCGCCUCCUCUCCGAUCUCAAAGCCCAUCCCUUAGCUUGGGCUUUCUUAAACCCAGUCAAUGCCGAUGAGGUCCCAGAUUAUUACGGUGUCAUCAAGAGACCUAUGGAUUUCAGCACGAUGGAGCACAAAUUGGAAACCAACCAGUACUCCUCGCUGAAAUUUUUUCUCGACGAUGUUCAACUGGUGGUCGAUAAUUGCAAGCUGUACAACCCCGAAACAUCGAUAUACCAUAGGAACGCAGUGAAGCUUGAGAAAUUCAUGAAAGAACAAUGUACAGAAUAUGCAAAGCGAGGGUCCUAAGGACAGUUGUCUUGUUAUAUUAUCUUUAUUGGUUCGCAUCUGUAUUGUUUACUAGGGGUUACCAUACUUGUAUCAUAUACGUUUCUUUCCGCU